Molecule: messenger RNA, 2307 nt
Organism: Boleophthalmus pectinirostris (great blue-spotted mudskipper)
Lineage: Eukaryota; Metazoa; Chordata; Actinopteri; Gobiiformes; Gobiidae
Gene: abhd5a
Product: abhydrolase domain containing 5a
Exons: 8
Coding region: 217-1335 (372 amino acids)
Biological process (GO): positive regulation of triglyceride catabolic process; negative regulation of triglyceride storage
Cellular component (GO): lipid droplet
Source: RefSeq, a predicted model, not a curated record
AGUUACAUCCGCACUGCCUGACACUCUGCGUUUGGAUGCGCUCGUUGUAUGCACCGAGCUAACUGUCUGCGUGGGCGGGUAAGGAGAACGGCGCGGAACUUCCUAGAAUACGGAUUAUCGGAAAAUAAAAACAAACGCUUCUUAGCCACCGUGGAGUUGUAUUGACGUGCCUACGCUGGUCACGUGACCCGGAGAAGUAGUGUUGAUGUUGGAGCUAUGGCCGAGCGGGAGGUGGCAGCGAGCAGAGGGGUCAUUCACAAAGUGCUAGCUGCUGCUGGAGUUCACAGUCUUGUCAGUAAUGCUUGGGAAUACGUGGAUUCAACUAUAAGGUGGUGCUGGCUCCCUAACUGGCUGCCGUCAUGGUGCCCCACUUCGCUAAACCAACUAAAGACAGCAGAGGAACAGAUGCUGCGAUGUGUCUCGAGCUCUUUCUCCAAACAGUAUGUCACUAUUUCCCAUAACAACCUGCUAUGGACACUCACCUUCCCUUGCGACACAUUCUCACACAAGACCCCCAUGAUUCUCCUUCAUGGUUUUGGAGGCGGAGUUGGACUUUGGGCUCAGAAUGUGGACGUGCUCUCGCGGCACAGACCAGUCUUGGCUUUAGACCUGUUGGGAUUUGGACUCAGCAGCAGACCGCAGUUCUCCUCAGAUCCACAGGAGGCAGAGGAGCAGUUUGUGAACUCCAUUGAACAGUGGAGGAGGAAGAAAGGGCUGGAGACUAUGAUCCUGGUGGGGCAUAACCUAGGAGGGUAUCUGGCUGUUUCGUACGGCAUUAAAUAUCCAGACAGAGUAAAGCACAUCAUCCUGGUGGAGCCGUGGGGUUUCCCAGAGAGUUUUGACCAAAGCGACCCGGACCGCCCCAUCCCAGUGUGGAUCAAAGCUGUGGGCGCCAUGUUCAGCCCCUUCAACCCUCUGGCUGGCCUCAGACUGGUGGGACCACUAGGUCCCACACUGGUGCAGACCCUCAGACCAGACUUUAAGAAGAAGUUUUCCUGCAUGUUUGAUGACAACACAGUGUCAGACUACAUAUACCACUUAAACGUUCAAACGCCAAGUGGGGAAACAGCGUUCAAAAACAUGACUCUCCCUAAUGGCUGGGCUAAGAGGCCAAUGCUGCACAGAAUAGACAGACUACAUCCUGGCAUCCCCAUCUCCAUCAUCUAUGGCUCCAGGUCCAGUAUAGACAGCAACUCCGGGAGUGCUAUCAAAAACAUCAGGCCCAGCUCAAGAGUGGACAUCAUCACCAUUCGUGGGGCUGGGCAUUACGUUUUUGCAGACCAGGCUGAAGAUUUUAAUCAGAUAGUUUUAGAAUUGUGUAAAAACGUGGACUGAAUCACAAACUGUUACUGACAUGUGGGAAAUAAGGGUAAUGCCAACAACUUACUGCCUAUGGGACGAUGCAGGAACUUACUGAAUUAUUUGGUAAGACUGAGUAUUUUAACGAGACUGUUUAUUUUAUUUUAAGUCUGUCAAUUACUCCCAUUCCUAUAGGAUAUGCCAAACAACACUGGCACACUAUGCUUAGUGCCUAAUGAACUAAUUUAUUGAUGUAUUUAUGCUCAUUAACAGUAAAUUGCCUCUUGCUAAUUAAGAAGAACAGGAAUAAUAUGCUAUACACACAACCAACAAGCCUCAGUCUAAUUUAUAUCCCUGUCUAUAUGCACUAAAUGUAUUGUAUAUUGUGCAACCAGCUAUAUGCCCAUUAUAAUGGUGGUAUAUUAAUAAUACUUAUACGUAUUCGAUGUAUAGUUUUUUUUUGCAAAAGUAUUGAAAAUCAAUUAGUUUUAAAACUAGAUGCUCAUUUGAGCAGGUAUUGAUACUAAUAAAGUCACAUUCACAGGACAGAAAUGAACCUUUCCUGAAUAGAUUUUAAAGGAUCUUGAGCUGUAUCAGAACAAGUAUAAGACUACAUAGACUAGCGCACGCCCAUGGACCACUAUGGAAUCUACCUGGACAAAUGAGGGAUUACACAGACAUAAGACCACACAGUAACAGAAAAGAACAUACUAUGAUUUUAUGUUGAAAAUCACAUUCUUUUGUCUAAAUAAAGAGUGUUUGUUUUUUUUAUCAUAUUGGAAUUGGUAUUGAGUAUCAAGUCUAUUCCUUUGUAUGGAAAUCAAGUUUGAAAUUUUAGUAUCAUGGCAACACUAGACUGGGAACACAAAGCUAUAGUUUUGGAGGUACCAAAAUACUUCUGCUACUUUUGUUAUUAUUUACCACAUACACUUAGAGGGCAAAUGCUCACUUGUUGUUUAAAAUAUCCCAACCACCAACAGUUGCCCCAAUAAAGCUAUAUUCACUUUA